UUUCAGAGACAUGGGACAUGAUCCAGGGGAUGGGAAUUUUCGAUCAAUUUUCCAUAUUUUAAUAGUCUUCACUUUGCUCAAUUCAUGCUCCACAGAGCCACACGCCAAGACGAAAUGCUCCCUAGAGUGCUAUGCACUUUGUAUGCAAUCUGGAACGCCAAUCUCCUCUACGUGUAACUGUCCAGUAGCUAAAGAACCUUCAAAUUGUACACGGUUUGAUGCCGACUUGCAAUCUGUUCAAGUAUCCUCAAUAAUCCCAAAAUCCAAGUCGGAAUACGUGGAUGCUCAUAUGAUUCGAGUCUCCAUAGAACCUCAACCAACAGCUUUUGCAUACGUUUUCGAGUAUUCCACGAUUUCUACAGAGCCGGAUAAUUGGAAUUUUGCGGGCGCCUCUUCGAAACCGGAAGCCACUUUCAGCAUUCUCGACCCAUGCCGUGAUUACCAAUUUCGUGUCAUUAUUGUCAUUCGAAGUUCGAAUCCGGCGGCCGUAUUUGACAUAAUUCGCCCACGACCGAUUCCAGUUCAAUUGCCUCCGUUUAUACUCACACAACCACAGAUUUCCAUAGAAAUGCCACGUGUGAACAAUUUCAACGCAUCUGGCGACCUGAAGCUCUACGUAAAGUGGUCCCUACCCUAUGGCUACAUAGACGGUGACAUCUAUAGCUACGAGUCUCCAGCUCUGUACCCGAUUCAGUGUAGUACUCCUGAAGGUGAAAUCCCGACUCCGCGAAUUGAAAUUGUGAAAGGCGGCGGGCGGCUGGCGGUUUGGCUUCCGCCAUCAGUCCUGGAAGCCAGAUGCCGGAUGUGGGUGGAAGUGAGGAUGCUGCCGAGAUGUGUGAGGUUGGAGCCGUUUAAUAUACAGAAGAAUAUCGAAAUUGAUUGCUCCAAGAACCCGAGUUUGGAUGUUUGUAGUAAAGAAUCCAACCCGGUCUGUUUCGAGACCGUAUCCAUUGCUGGGGACCAUGGAAAAGCGAAAAUAAGUUGGCAAACUCCUGACCGGGCUCCUCUCUACUACCAUGUACGGUAUGGUCCUGCCGAGUCAAAGGGGGUGGCUCCAUUUGUGACGUGGCAAUUGGCGGCUAAAAGAGAAGUUCGUGUGGAUGGAUCGUUGUCGAGCUUCAGCCUGGAUAUCCCUGAAGAUGAGGAUUUUGGAGUUCAGGUUUGCGCAAUUUUAUCCAAAAAAAGAAAGCGUCCAAAGUUCGGAGUAAUUCAAGUAAUACCGUUCCAGUGUUCAAGUUGCAAAAGCUCACAAACCAACGACUGUGCGGACUGUGGCCCAAUAAUUGGCUCCACGGUUCUUGAAAAGGAUUGGAAGGACAAAACUCCGAAGAAGACAGACAUCCCAAUGACUACAGUAUCCCCAACAUCUACAGUAUACCGUAUGGAAACUGACCUGUCUGUCUCUGGAAAUGCGAUACGAAAUGAGCCACAUGUGAAGGUGAAGAGCGGAACGAGACACUCCACAGACUCACCGAUAAACUUGGAAAAGGCCGAGGAGAUUAACAAGACAAACCAAGUAACUUCCUUGGCUCCGAAGGUCCAAAAAUCUUCAACAGAGCCGCCCCAGCCAACAACUACAGUACCCCAAGAAGCCGCUGAGCCCACCACCACCACAACUCUACAACCCCUAGAGUCAACCAGACGGAUCCUCGGAGAAGAAAUCGAAAAAUCCGUAGAAAACCUGGAAAAAGACAUCGAGGAGUCUGUGAAAAAUGGCAGCGAAAAGAUGAAUGACAAGACGGCUCAAGCCGUUGAGCAAAUCGACUUGGAGCUCGAGAAACGGCUCGAGGAGGCUGCCAAGCAGCUGCAAGACUCGCUAACCAACCUUGUGGGCAACUCCAGUGAGGUUAGGCAUCACGAGAAGGCUAAAAAGUGCCUGACAAGUGCAGGAGUUGUAUGCGAAUUUGGUUGUGAGGAUAGGAAAACCUGCAUCUGCCCCUCAGCUACCCACGCACGCCUUAUCAACGGUGUCUGCGCGAGCCGCGAAACAAUGCUCCACACAAUUUGCCUCCCGCGCAGAGAAAUAAAUGCCACGUGGGAUUCUGAAAGUGGAAAUAUUAUGGUCCGACGAAGUGAUGCGCUAUUCCACAUAGAGCACGCCGAGUUCGUGGACAAACUUUUCGUCGAGUUCGGAAGAGUCGAUGUGCUCGCGGAGCCAGAUGCUAAUGACACGAAGAUAGAGUUCAAUGAUACGCAACGCAGUAAGAUAGUGGUAAUGAUUCAGACCGUUCUCAAGUCGUCCGUCUUCUCCGCCGAGCCGUUCAUUUUCCACGUAAAUCAGACAAUCAACAUGAAUAGUACAUAUGGAAUGCGAUUUUGUGUUUUCAAUUCAUCACAGAUUAGGAGCCCCCACAACUACAACUGGGACGAUGUGAGUCGUUUCGAGAAGAACGAGCAAAUUUCUGAAGUCAUCCAGUUGUCGCCUGUCAGAUUUACCAACAAACUCCCACUACAGUACCCAAAUGUGGACACGUAUUGGAGUACUGUAAUGACGAUCGCGAAAAUUUCGAUUUUGGUGAUUUUGGGAAUCGCGAUUUUUAUUUUGGUCUACCUGAAUUGUACCAAGUUUCGGACAAUGUACGAUAGGAAAAGGACGCAUUAUUUCAGACCGUUUUAUAUUGAUCCAUCGAUCCAUCUGUCUAGUACAGCACCGUCAUCUCGUGGAAGUGGCGGCGGUGGCCUGAAACGAGAUCCCUCCCGUGGAUAUUAUGAUGUCCGGAAUUCACAUUUAAUUAUGUAAAACUGUUUUGUGAACUUCAGGCUCAUUUUUAAAAAUCAAAUUUCCAAAAUUAAAUCUCAAAACUGCCCCCUCAAAAUUCCAGAAAUUGACGUGUAUUUUCUAAAUUUCAAUUUUUUUUUGAAAUUCUUAUUUAUUUUCCAUUAAUAUUAUUUUAAUAUAUUUAACUUGUACAUUUAAAGCUUUAUAGAAACUAUUGACAUACCGAUUGAAUAAAUUAUUUUCGAUUUUU
Caenorhabditis elegans is the source of this 2969-nucleotide messenger RNA. RefSeq names its product Fibronectin type-III domain-containing protein (gene hpo-36). The transcript has 14 exons. NCBI's taxonomy places the organism in Eukaryota, Metazoa, Nematoda, Chromadorea, Rhabditida, Rhabditidae. The record is from RefSeq and is marked reviewed. The coding region runs from base 11 to 2740 and encodes 909 amino acids.